AUGCCACUAUAUUCACAUUCACGGUCUACAUCUGUAGAUGCAAGAAAUGGAGGAAGUGGAGGAAAUGGAGGCGGUGGAGGAGGUGGAGGAGGUGGAGGAAAUGCUCCACAGCCACUUCCGUCUUAUCCAAAUCCAAAUCCAAAUAAUAAUCCCCAAGUUCCUAUUAAAGCAGUUCAACUGCCUAGCCAAUCUCCUACAUCUACAACAAGUGCAAAUUCAAAUCCACAAUCAAUCAUUCCAAAUAUUCCAUCUCAAUCACAAUCACAGCCACAACAGCAACCUUCAGCUCAACAAAAUUCACAACCACAACCAUCUCAACAAUCUCAAACUCAAAUUCAACCGACUCAACCAAAACCACAAUCAACAACAUCAAUUUCACCACUUACACAAGCAGCAUCAUUUCCACCAACAAUGACAAAUUCUCAAUCACAAAAAUCACCGUCUCAACCGUCUCAAAAUUCACAACCUCAAUCUCAACCGUCUCAAAAUUCACAACCUCAAUCUCAACCGUCUCAAAAUUCACAGCCUCAGUCUCAACAGUUGCAAAAUUCACAACCUCAGUCUCAGCCGUCUCAAAAUUUAAAAUCUCAAUCUCAAUCGUCUCAAAAUUCACAACCUCAGUAUCAGCCAUCUCAAAAUUCACAACCUCAAUCUCAACCGUCUCAAAAUUCACAACCUCAAUCUCAACCGUCUCAAAAUACACAACCUCAGUCUCAAUCAUCUAAAAAUUCACAACCUCAAUCUCAACCGUCUCAAAAUUCACAACCUCAAUCUCAACC
Ambispora leptoticha is the source of this 779-nucleotide messenger RNA. Lineage: Eukaryota; Fungi; Glomeromycota; Glomeromycetes; Archaeosporales; Ambisporaceae. The record is from the annotation of a GenBank genome assembly.